CUUGGUUCGUUGCAUGGCCCACUCAUCGAUUCUCUUGCCAUGCGCGGGUGGAGAGUUCUCGCUGCGUACCAGUCGUACGUCGCGUCGCGGAAUAGCACGAUCGUUAGCCACAACACAACGCGCACCAUGACGACGACGCUGGACCAUGCCGCGGUGGCCAUGCGGCGGUCGGUCCCGACGCGACCGUCGAUGGUGCACUCGUCGCUUCGCAUCGUGUCCAACUUGGUCGCGACCGGCCUCGUCGUGCUGUCGCUCGUCACGAUCGUUGUGCUCGUGUCGGCGGGCAUGUUUGCUCGGCGCGCCAACAUCAACGACAUCACGUUCGACUCGACGCACUUUCACGCGUUUGGUCAAACGUGCCGACUCGACGCGGCCGGGUUCGUCCCGGCGACGUGUUCGGACGAUGAAAUCGCGACCAUGCUGAGCCCGGCGUGGCGCGCGCUUGGCCAGAGCCUCGCGACGCAUUGGCAAGUCGACUCGCCGUUGUUUGUGACGUCGUGUGUCCGGGGCCCGCCGGACAACGUCGGAUGGGCGUCGCUGACGUUCGUCGCCGGCUACGACGCGUUCCCGCACUGCGUCCCGUCAACGAACGGGCCACAGGACAUUGCUGGCCUCGCCAUGGCAGAGACCACCGUCCGGGACGAGUACCCCAUGGGCGCGUACGUCGUGACGGUAUGGUCAGACAAGUUGAUGCAGACAAGCGAGCGCCACGUCAACACGGACGGGACUGUGGACUUGGUCAUGUCGAACAUCAAGCGGUCGCUCAUUUCGAUCGACGGCGCGUUGUCCGACGACGUGGACGGCAUCAACACCGUGAUCACGUCGUCGCCGGUCGGCGGUCGGUACAAAAUCACAGCGUUUGCGUACUCGGCGGUGCUGGACUUCACCGACCAAGUUGCACGCGCGGACUCACGUGGUGGAACCAAGGCCGCGAGUCCAAGAAGGUCGUGUCCCUGACUUGGGACACCGGCCACGUCGUCGCGAACGCGACCGAACUCAUCAGCAUCCAAGUGCUCCUGAGCUUGCUCGCGAUGGGUUUGAUCAGCAGCGACUUUUACCUGACCGUGCAAGGACUCAGGGGUUUUCUCCAGCAAAAGCCGGUCAUGACGUACGAUCUCUUGGCUGGCCUCGAGCGCCGGAAGCUCCUCUUAAUUGUCGUGACGCUGGCGGCGCUGCCGUCGCUCCUGUACGCGGACGUGGCCCGGAUUUACCGCGGCACGGCCAACGGCGACCUCAUCUGGUCGCUGUCGAUCGUGUUGGUCGGGAUGUUUUUCACAUUUGCGACGCUCGUGGUGCUCGUCGCCGUCCAGCACGUGCCGAGUCCGUGGCCGUGCUGCUUGGUGUCGUUCUCGCCAGGCGUGUUCUCGUACAGCACGAUCGUGUCGCUGAUCGUGGUGUGGCACAGCAGGUACGAGUCGGUGGCGAUUGGUUUCAACGACGCGCCGAUGCAGCUCGGGAUGAACUUUUCAGGCGUUGUCCGGCCGACGGGGGCAUAUUCCGCGGACGGCGCCGAGACCGUCGUCGCGCACAACUUGGCCGGCACGGCGACGGCUGUCGCCGUGUGCCUUGCUGUGUCCGUCGCGUACUCGACGCUCGUCCGCGUGUCCAUGACCGGGCGGGUCUUCCUCCACACGUCUUGGACAUCCACGAACGGGUUUCUCAACCAAUGCCGCCUCCCCCGCUGGAUCACUGGCCUCCCGCUAGACCAAACCAACGCCAUCAAGAUCGGAAACAAGCUCUUUUGCAAGCCCAGCACACAAGCCGUCCUCGGUUUUGCCGUUGUUGUGGACGUGGCGGCCGAUCGGUAUCACGUCCAAAGCGACCAAUCUGCCAAAACCGCGUCGUUUUCCAAGCACACGCUCACUCUGAUCCCGGUCUACUGGCUCGUCCCGACCCUCGCCAGGGUGUUUGCCGUCGUGCCCCCAUGGAUGACUCCGCGGAUCUUUGGCACCAUCGACAAGAACAUGUUUGCACACUCCAGUCGCGACAAGCAUCUCGACCAUCGCACGUAUGUCCAUUGCCGCGGUGCGUGCGUGAAUUGAGCAGCCGCCAUGGACGGUGCAGCGAACGACCACCGCUCGACGUCGUCGAGAUGCUCUAGAUUAUUUGUUGCGAACGCCACGUGCAUGUUUCUAAACAGCAUCCGCUGUAUCGCCUCGACGAUGCCAUGGAUGGAAGGGCAGUCGACGGGUGGCUGCUAAUGUGUCUGGGGUGCUGCUGCCACCACCGCAAACUCGCGAUCACCACGCGUCUGCCUGGCGACAUUCUUCAAAGCUUGUCCACAAGUGAAGGCGGCUAGAUGCCCGCCAUGGCGCUCCAUGUUCCCUCGUGGAUUACCUUGUCGCUGGUCCAAGUAGCUCCUAGAUGCAGGCAUCGAUGUGAAGUCGGGGGAAGUGCGGUACGUUUGGCACGUCGAGAUGGAUCUGUGCAAGGGCACUG
Aphanomyces invadans is the source of this 2439-nucleotide messenger RNA. RefSeq lists its product as hypothetical. NCBI's taxonomy places the organism in Eukaryota, Oomycota, Saprolegniomycetes, Saprolegniales, Verrucalvaceae. The record is from RefSeq and is a predicted model, not a curated record. The transcript has a single exon. The coding region runs from base 528 to 2042 and encodes 504 amino acids.